AUAUAUAUACACUACUGGGUACAUCAGAUACACUGUUGAAACACCGUGCGAGAACGUGCGCCUAACCCACCACCCACCCCUUCAGUUUCUCUCUUUCUCUUUCUCUUUCUCAUUCUCAUGUAGUCAUAUCAUGUCCUCCCCACGCCCGCUGUCCCCCGUCCAUCCAUUCCCUCUCUUUACACUGUUUUCUUCUAUCUCUUCCGCUUCUCCACUCUUCUCUUUCCUUUCCUUAGCUUUCUCCAUUAACUAUUUCUUCCACCAAAAAAGCUGCUCUGCUCCCUCUUUUUCACUUUUUCACCCACAAUUUUUUUAAACCCUCUCUCCGAUUCUCCCUCCAUCUAUUUCUCCACACCUUUUAUUAUUGUUUUUUUAAAAACCCUUCUCUUCCUUCUCUAUAUGCACAGGUAGAAGCAAAGAUGGAUGAGCUGUAUGGAAUUCAUUCUGUGCUUGCACCUUCAAAUGCUCCCUCCAAUAACAAUAAUGUGUUUAGUCUUGGAGUUGAUGAUAUUCAUCACCAUCAUAAUCAUCAUCAUCAAAGUAGCAUGAUCAAUGGGGGGCUUGAGGGUCAACAAGGUCAUCAUCUUGUGCUUACCAGUAGUAAUGAGAAUUACUAUAACAGUGAUGAGAAUAGUAAAGCAGGAGGAGGGGGUGUGGAGAUGAUGUCAGAUGUUGUAAAAGCACAGAUUGCCACCCAUCCUCUUUAUCCCAACUUAGUAUCGGCCUAUAUCCAAUGCAGAAAGGUUGCAGCACCUCCAGAAAUGGCUGCACUUCUUGAAGAACUGAGCAAAGUGACCCAGCCCAUCACCACCACCACCACCACAGCUGAGAUGGGUGCUGAUCCUGAACUUGAUGAAUUCAUGGAAUCAUACUGUGAAGUUUUGUACAAAUACAAAGAAGAGUUGUCAAAGCCCUUUGAUGAAGCCAAGACUUUCUUGAGUAGCAUAGAGUCUCAGCUCAGCAACCUCUGCAAAGAUACCUUUCCCACCACCUCCUUCAACUCCUAUCACUCUGGUGUUUUGUCAGAUGAAGCGGGUGGUACAUCAGAAGAGGAUCUAAGCUGCGGGGAAGUGGAAGUAGCGGAAAGUCAAGACUAUCUGAACAAUAGCGAGGGUGACCAGCAGAUUAAAGAAAUGCUGAUGCGAAAGUACAGUGGAUAUCUUAGCAGUUUGAGGAAGGAAUUCUUGAAGAAGAGGAAGAAAGGAAAGCUCCCAAAGGAUGCAAGGGUUGCACUGCUAGACUGGUGGAACUCCCACUACAGGUGGCCAUACCCCACGGAAGAGGAGAAGAAUAAGUUAUCAGAGGCCACAGGGUUGGACCAAAAGCAGAUAAACAACUGGUUUAUAAACCAAAGGAAGCGGCACUGGAGGCCUUCCGAAGACAUGCGUUUCGCUCUUAUGGAAGGGGUAAGCGGCGAUGUUACAGGAUCCAUGUACUUUGAUGCAGGUGGAGGAACCGGAAAUCUUGGCAUUUGAAAUAGGUGAUAGCUAGUGUCAUGCAUGCUAGUAUGCUCAAAAUGAAAUUGUGUCCAUAUAAAGAUUCUGAUGUUUAUUGCAGCUAGCUGUUUAAAUCAUAUGGAGUAACAUUAUAUUCUAUGAGAGUUAUUUUUUUGGUACAUCCCAAACCUAGUCAUCAAAGGCACACAAUUUGGUUUUUGAAA
Ipomoea triloba (trilobed morning glory) is the source of this 1657-nucleotide messenger RNA. Its product is annotated as homeobox protein knotted-1-like 1. The coding region runs from base 417 to 1472 and encodes 351 amino acids. The record is from RefSeq and is a predicted model, not a curated record. Gene Ontology annotation, cellular component: nucleus. Gene Ontology annotation, biological process: regulation of DNA-templated transcription. Gene Ontology annotation, molecular function: DNA binding; DNA-binding transcription factor activity, RNA polymerase II-specific. The transcript is spliced from 5 exons. NCBI's taxonomy places the organism in Eukaryota, Viridiplantae, Streptophyta, Magnoliopsida, Solanales, Convolvulaceae.